GUGAGUUUUGGGUGUAUUGUUUUAUUCCAGGAAGUACUUUUAAUUCUCAUACACUGAAGAAGAGACGAACAUGCUGCGCUUGGUUCUGAUUCUGCUCGUGCUGUCUGGUGUUUUUACUCAGAACAGUGACUAUGGUGUGAACUAUCCUGAUAAACUGAUCUGUGCUGUGAGAGGAUUCAGUGUCUCCAUUAAAUGUAGUUAUUAUUAUCCACAAGAUCGUCAGGUGAAACAAAAGCUUUGGUGCUCGAUGAACUCAAACACAGAUGUGUGUGAAAACCCACCGUAUGUUUAUAACAGCUCAUUAAACACCGAGUCAGACUUUAAGUUCACUGGAGACGACAAAUCAGACUGUACUUUAUUAAUCCACAAUGUACAGUUCAGUUAUUCUGGAGAGUACAAAUUCAAAUUUAUUACUAAUGUGACCGGUGGUAAAUGGACAGGAAAUCCUGGAGCGACUCUACAAGUUACAGAUUUAAAGGUGUCACUAAUCAGACUCAGUGGAAACGGAACCCUUAAACAAGGAGACUCCUUAAAUCUGACGUGUGAUGUGAGCUGCACACACACUUCCUCACAGUUUGUGUGGUCUAAGAACAACCAGCGUUUAAAUACAUCAGGACCCGUUCUUCACUUUCCUGCUCUAACUGUGAGGGAUUCUGGGAAUUACACCUGCACUUGGGGAACCGGUGAGACGUCAGGAUCUGAAACCAUCAUCCUUCACGUGGAGGAUUCAGAAAGUUCUAAUUCAUGGAUCUUCUGGAUGGUUGUUGUGGUGACAGCUGGAAUGAUUUUGGUUGUGAUUUUCAGCAGGAGACACGUCCACACUGAGCCGCUGAUGGAGGACGAUUCAGACAUCUACACCACAGUACAGUACAAUACAUUCACCAUGAACUGAUCACAUCUUCACACCUCACCUACUUCAGUACACACUUCUGCAUGUGAACUUCACCUGAGAGCAAAAAGCUAAAGGAUCUGAACUCCUUAUAUCUCUAGAGCGAUUUCACAAAGUCAUAAUGAGUUAAUAAACCAACUGUGUGUGUGUGUGUGUGUCUGUGUGUGUGUGUGAGUUUGUGUGUGCGUGUGUGUUUGUGUGUGUGUGUGUGUUUGUGUGUGUGUGUGUUUUUGUGUGUGUACUGUAUGUGUGUGUAUGGGUGUGUGUGUAUGGGUGUGUGUGUAUGUGUGUUUGUGUGUGUGUUUGUGUGUAUGUAUGUGUGUUUGUGUGUGUGUGUUUUGUGUGUGAGUGUGUUUGUGUGUGUGUACAGUAUGUAUGUGUGUGUGUGUUUGUGUGUGUGUAUGUGUGUGUGCGUAUGUGUGUGUGCGUGUGUAUGUAUGUGUGUGUGUAUGUGUGUGUGUGUGUGUGUGUGUGUGUGUGUUAUUCCUCUCACACCACAGCAAUUUUCCCAUUUGUAUUAUAUAAAUAAUAAAGAAUGACACAUUAUAUUCUUUUAAUUACAUUUUAUAUCAUGUAACAUCCACAAAUCCAGUUCCUUUCUGUUCUCCUGUACGUUACAGCAGCUAUAAAUAUUCCUUCCUUUACAAGUCUGUCUUUUUUUUCUCUCUCUUGAUGUUAAUUUUUGAAACUACAAACCAGUGUAAACUCCUCUGUCCUGAAGAUUAAAUAAACUUCACCUCACAGAAAA
Tachysurus vachellii is the source of this 1637-nucleotide messenger RNA. RefSeq lists its product as uncharacterized. The record is from RefSeq and is a predicted model, not a curated record. The transcript is spliced from 5 exons. NCBI's taxonomy places the organism in Eukaryota, Metazoa, Chordata, Actinopteri, Siluriformes, Bagridae. The coding region runs from base 71 to 892 and encodes 273 amino acids.